Molecule: messenger RNA, 1453 nt
Organism: Salvia splendens (bonfire salvia)
Lineage: Eukaryota; Viridiplantae; Streptophyta; Magnoliopsida; Lamiales; Lamiaceae
Product: probable serine/threonine-protein kinase PBL15
Exons: 5
Coding region: 54-1355 (433 amino acids)
Biological process (GO): protein phosphorylation
Molecular function (GO): ATP binding; protein kinase activity
Source: RefSeq, a predicted model, not a curated record
CACUCUCUCCCUCCCAAAAUACACACACAACACACACACAAUAGCAUCGAAGAAUGAAGAUCUAUCCGAAAACGAAGAAGCCGCAGCAGCAGUGGAAGCCCUUCACGGCUAGGUACUGCUGCUCGGCCGACGACCGCGCCAAUUUCGGCAACAUGAGCAGCAAGAAGCCGCCUUCGUCGACGUCCAACUCUUCGUCGAAGAAUCUGACGGCGCCGGCGCAGAUGCCUUCGUUCAGGAAGCUGUCCUUCUCCGACAGCAGCCUGAGGUCGACGUCGGGCCGGCUCAACGAGGACCUGGCGCAGACGUUCGCGGGCGACUUGUACGACUUCCAGCUCAGCGAGCUGCGCGGCGCCACGCAGAACUUCGCCGCCCAUUUCCUCCUCGGAGAAGGAGGGUUUGGUAGGGUCCACAAGGGUUAUUUGGAGGAGGGGCUCAAACCCGGGCUGAAAGCUCAGCCGGCUGCGGUCAAGCUGCUCAAUAUCGAAGGCCUCCAAGGCCACCGCGAAUGGCUCGCGGAGGUUAUAUUUCUUGGGCAGUUGAGGCAUCCCAAUUUGGUUAAGUUGAUUGGCUACUGCUGUGAAGAUGAAGAAAGGCUUCUUGUAUAUGAGUUCAUGCCACGUGGAAGCUUGGAAAAUCAUCUAUUCAAAAGAAUGUCUGUGUGUUUGCCAUGGGCAACAAGAUUGAAGAUUGCUAUAGGCGCAGCCAAAGGACUUGCUUUCCUACACGGUGCUGAGAAACCAGUUAUUUACCGCGACUUUAAGGCCUCCAAUAUUUUACUUGAUUCGGAUUUCAACGCUAAAUUAUCUGAUUUCGGACUAGCAAAAAUGGGACCGGAAGGUUCAAACACUCAUGUUACCACUCGUGUGAUGGGGACAUAUGGUUAUGCCGCUCCUGAAUACGUCAACACCGGUCACCUAACCACAAAGAGCGACAUCUACAGUUUUGGAGUGGUUCUACUAGAAUUUCUAACAGGCCGAAGAGCGAUGGACAGAAGUCGGGCCGAACACGAGCAAAGUUUAGUGGAUUGGACCCGACCCUAUUUGACGAGCAGUCGGAAAAUGCGGUGUAUAAUGGACCCAAGAUUUGCGGGUCAGUACUCCGUUAGAGGGGCAAGGGAAAUGGGCCUUUUGGCCCAACAAUGUGUGAGCUUGAACCCGAAGGACAGGCCCAAAAUGCCUGCGAUUAUCGAAACGCUCGAAAACAUUCAAAAUUUGAGGGAUAUGGCCAUCACGAACGGGCAGUGGCCCGUUACGCCUAAAAACAGCCGAAAUGACAACUCGGUUGGCAAAGGGAGGAGGCAGCAUAGCCUCGGCUGUAGAAGUGCUGCCGUCGCCGCCAGCCCAAGAACCAAAUAAAUUGUUGAAUUAUUAUUAAUAUUAUAUAUAUGUGUAUUUAUGUAACGUAUAUAUGAUAUAUGUUUUGUGAAAGAAAAGAAAACUAAGGCAUGCUUGAA